AUAGGUACGAGGACCCAGAUUUGGGCACGUUACAUGAUACCUUAACCCAUUUGCCCUAUAAAAUGAGGGCCAUGGUGCCCCAAGUUCUCAAAAGUGCAGACUGAGAAAGUUGGAAAAUGGCUUCUCUGUUAAUGCUGGUAUGCUUGCUGAGGUCUUUAGCCAUUCCCUUAGGGCAAGGCCGGUUCGUAGCUGACUAUGGUGAAGCCCUGGAUAAAUCGCUCUUGUAUUUUGAGGCUCAAAGGUCAGGGAAGUUGCCUACCAGCCAGAGGGUUCUUUGGCGGGGCGACUCGGCUCUCUCCGAUGGACAUUCUGUAGGGGUCGAUCUCACCGGAGGCUAUUAUGACGCCGGCGACAACAUGAAAUUCGGGUUCCCCAUGGCCUUCACUGUCACCAUGCUUGCAUGGAGCGUGGUCGAAUUCGGGGAGGAGCUCAAAGCCACCAGCCAGUUGGACCAUGCCAUGAAUGCCAUAUGGUGGGGCACUGAAUAUCUGAUGAAGGCACACAUCAAGGACAAUGUUCUGUAUGGGCAAGUGGGGGACGGGAGCUCCGACCAUAAUUGCUGGCAACGGCCGGAAGACAUGACCACGCCUAGGACGCCGUACGUCAUCAACGAGACCAACCCUGGCUCUGACCUUGCUGCUGAGACCGCCGCUGCUUUGGCCGCAGCGGCGAUAGCAUUUAAGGAUGAUCCUUAUCACCUGAAACUCUUAGAUCACAGCCAGAGGCUCAACCAAGCAGCAGAUCGUUACCAGGGGAAAUAUUCAGAUUCCAUCCCUACAGUACAGAACUUCUAUGCCAGCAACGGAUUUAACGAUGAAUUGCAAUGGGCUGCUAUGUGGCUUUGGGAAGCCACCCAAGCGCAAGGGUGGUUAGAUCAUCUACAAAAUUGGUUUGACCCAGGGCCUGUCGGGCCUUGGUUGAAUUGGAAUGAGAAAUUUGUAGGCGUUCAGGCUCUAAUAGUAAAGGGUGUAAUGUUGGGGCAACUCCCGGAUGAUGAUGACCUUUGGGAAAGGUACACAGAGCAGUUUGAAAGCUUCUUGUGCCAGGUGGUGCAAUUGAAGUCCAGCACAAACCAGAAGAUGAGUCCAGGGGGAUUACUUCAUUUUAAUGCUUGGGAUAACCUGCAAUAUGUCACCACCACUAUCUUCCUCCUUGUUGCUUACUCCAAAUGGAUGGACAAUCCAUCAUCUCGAACCAAGUCGCUCGAAUGUAAAAUUGACUUUGCUGAUUCAAAGCAGAUCCUUGGUUUCGCUCGUGCUCAGGUGGACUACAUUCUAGGUAACAAUCCACUAAACAUGAGCUACAUGGUUGGUUAUGGGAGUAAAUACCCCAUGAAGUGUCAUCAUAGGGGGGCUUCGAUAGUGUCCGUGAAGAAGGACCCAACACCUGUGUCCUGCCAAGGCGGGUUCGAUAAAUGGUUCAAUCGCAAUGAUCCCAACCCUAAUGUCCUCGAUGGCGCCCUUGUUGGUGGGCCUGACGAAAACGAUCAAUACUCAGAUGCCAGGGCCAACUUCCAGCUAGCAGAGCCUUCAAUCUACAACACUGCACCUCUAGUUGGUGUCCUUGCAAGGCUAGCAUCCAUGAAAUGAUUCAUCUCCUUUUUCUUUUCUGAAGCCAAUUGGUUGCACAUCAGUUGUUUGUUUAUGUAUUAAUUUGUAUCUCAAUUUGGGCACUGGACAAUGCAAUUGUUUAUUAUAGAAACAAGGGGCAUAGUCCCUCUAUUCUAUUAAACCAUGUUUUUAUACCAUAGUUUAUCUGCC
Molecule: messenger RNA, 1760 nt
Organism: Amborella trichopoda
Lineage: Eukaryota; Viridiplantae; Streptophyta; Magnoliopsida; Amborellales; Amborellaceae
Product: endoglucanase 13
Biological process (GO): carbohydrate metabolic process
Molecular function (GO): hydrolase activity, hydrolyzing O-glycosyl compounds
Source: RefSeq, a predicted model, not a curated record